CGAGGGAGGAAGGCAGCAGACCCUCUCUCUCUUUCUUUUGCUCACACACACACACACACACACACUCAUACACGUUCGCACCAGCUGUGCUGUUGUCAGUCUUGGAAUGUAAGCACAGCCGUGAGGAGUCAGAUUCUCCGCCACUAAGCACCGCUCUGGAGUAGGAACACAGCACCGCGCUCUCAGUGACACAGAUGGAUGCUAAGCUGUGAAAUCAAAGGGAUCUAAGGACAUCAAAGAGGGGAAUACAAUGCCUGUUCUGAUGACACUGCCUUUCAGUGUUCAUCCCAUCACAAGCUCAUUACCAUAAUUCAGACAUUACCCAGGACAUUUGCCAUCUGAUUGGGUACCAUGAUAACCAAUCAGGUUCUGCUCCUGCUGAUGCUCUCCAUCCUGUGGCCCACUGUGGCCCUGCCGUUCACACCUGGGAAUAUUGGGAAUCUGUUUGGGAUGACGGAGAGUGACGGGAGGAUUCUACAGCGCUCCAAGCGAGGAUGGAUGUGGAAUCAAUUCUUUCUGCUCGAGGAGUACGCAGGAAACGACCAUCAAUACGUUGGCAAGCUGCACUCAAACAUGGACAAAGGCGACGGGAACGUGAAGUACGUCCUGACCGGAGACGGCGCCGGCACCUUGUUCUUGAUUGAUGAGAAGUCCGGGGACAUCCACGCCACCAAGAGGCUGGACAGGGAGGAGAAGGCCAUGUACACGCUGCACGCCAAGGUUCUGGACAGGAACACCAACACCGAGCUGGAGCCCGACACGGAAUUCAACAUCAAAAUCCACGACAUCAACGACAAUGCACCCAAGUUUGCCAGGGAAAUCUACUUCGCCAGCGUCCCUGAAAUGUCUGAAGUCGGUACGUCUGUCGCCACAGUAACUGCCAGUGAUGCCGACGAUCAAACGUACGGGAACAGCGCCAAGCUUGUGUACAGCAUCCUACAGGGACAGCCGUAUUUCUCUGUGGACUCGGAGAACGGCACCAUCAAGACGGCGCUGCCCGGCAUGGACCGAGAGGUGAAGGAGAACUACCAGGUGGUGAUCCAGGCCAAAGACAUGGCCGGACAGAUGGGCGGCCUGUCCGGAACCACCACGGUCAGCAUCACCCUGUCCGACGUCAACGACAGCCCGCCGCGCUUUGCUAACCAUUCCUUCAGAGUGACGGCAGUGGAGGCCACGGAGAUCGGAGGCGCCAUAGGUCACAUCAAGGCCGACGAUCCAGACAUCGGCCGCAAUGCCGAGAUGGAGUACAGCAUCGUUGGCGGCCAUGACACGUUCAAAAUCAUCACCGACCAGACCACGCAGGAGGGAGUGAUCAUCAUCAAGAAGGCACUGGAUUAUGAGAAUAAGAGGGACUACGAGUUUAAAGUGGAGGUGAAAAACACCUACUUGGACGCCCGGUUCAUCCACGGUUUACAGUUCAAAGACUACGCCACCGUCAGGGUGACGGUGGAGGACGUGGACGAGCCGCCUGUCUUCUCCAGGAACCCGUACGUCAUCGAGGUGCACGAGGACACGGCCGCCGGCAGCUUCGUGGGCGUGGUGUCGGCCCGCGACCCGGACGCCGACAGCAAGCCGGUCAAAUACUCCAUUGAUCGGCACACGGAUCUCGAUAGGCUGUUUAACAUUGACGCCGUAAACGGCACCAUCACGACGCUCAAAGCGCUGGAUCGAGAGAUGUCCAAAUGGCACAACAUCUCCGUGGUGGCGACUGAAAUCAAUAACCCCCGUCAGACGACGCGCGUGCCCGUCUUCAUCAAGGUGCUGGACGUCAACGACAACGCCCCCGAGUUUGCCAUGUCCUACGACACCUUCGUGUGCGAGAACGUCAAGGCCGGACAGCUGAUUCAGACCAUCAGCGCCGUGGACACGGACGAGCCGCAGGUCGGACACAAGUUCGUCUUCAGUAUAAACCCCAGCAACCCAAACUUCACCAUCGUUGACCGCGAAGGUACUUUAGCACCAGAUCAGCUGAUUGGUUCAUCCCUCAGGAACGUUCCAGUUUGUGACGAUGCUAACGAUGUUCCUGCAGACAACACAGCCAACAUCGUGACACGGAGGGGGGGCUUCAGCCGGCGCGAGAUGAGCAUGUACUUCCUGCCCGUGGUCAUCUCGGACAAUGACUUCCCCAUCCAGAGCAGCACUAGCACGCUGAUCGUGCGCGUGUGCGCCUGCGACAGCCGUGGCAACAUGCAGUCGUGCAACCCGGAGGUGCUGCCCUUCUCAGACGGCCUCACCACCGGCGCCCUGGUGGCCAUCCUGCUGUGUGUCAUCAUCCUCCUCAUGAUCGUGGUGCUGUUCGCUGCGCUGAGGAGGCAGCGGAAGAAGGAGCCUCUGAUCAUCUCCAAGGAGGACGUGAGGGACAACGUCGUCAGCUACAACGACGAGGGCGGCGGAGAGGAGGACACGCAGGCCUUUGAUAUCGGCACGUUACGCAACCCAGAGGUGAUGGAUGCUAACAAGCUGCGCAGGGACAUCAUACCCGAAAUGCUGUUUCCCUUUCGGAGGACGUCACCUAUAAAGGAUAACACGGACGUGAGAGACUUCAUCACCGGGAGGCUUCAGGAGAACGACUCGGACCCCACGGCGCCUCCGUACGACUCCCUGGCCACCUACGCCUACGAGGGCAGCGGGUCCCUGGCAGAGUCCCUCAGUUCACUGGAGUCCGCCGCCACAGAGGGGGACCAGGACUACGAUUACCUCAGCAACUGGGGACCCCAGUUCAAGAAGCUGGCAGAGAUGUACAUAGGGAAGGGCGCCGACAGGGAGACCUAGGCGCAGCCAGGCCGGCCUCUUCUGCUGGUGAUCUCCUUAACUAGCCACUAGUUGCCAGCUAGCGCUGGGCGACCCCCCCCUCAGACACGGCCUUCUGAUGCGGAUCCAGACUCGAACUGUGUUGAAUCUCCUCAUUAACGGAGACACAAUAGAAUUACUGUUUUUGGUCAUAAUCAGUACAGAUGCCUUUGAAGUUUAGGGUUUUUUGUGAACUAUGGUGUGGACUGUGCGUUUUGUAAUUGACCUGAGCGAUAGUAGUAUUGUAUACUAUCAGUGUUUAAUGGGAGCCAGGGACGAUCUCCAUGGAAUACUGUAAAUGUUUUUAACGAUGGACAUCCUAUAUCCUAUUUGCUAUAUCUGUUUGACGAGCAAUGUUCAUGUGAGUGGUUGGUGCAGGUGAUUUGUCAAACUGUGAAUUCAUUUCAUCAUGUAGGUGUAAUAUGUACUGGAAAGUGUAUGUUGUAGGAAACCGUCAUACACUGAACUCAUGCUGUUUGAAUGCUGGCUCAUAUUGUUUUAUAUUUAUAUUUUUAUACUUAUUUUUCUAAUAAAAUUAUGUAAAAAUUG
This is a messenger RNA of Betta splendens (Siamese fighting fish), 3339 nucleotides long. RefSeq names its product cadherin 10, type 2a (T2-cadherin) (gene cdh10a). Gene Ontology annotation, molecular function: cadherin binding; calcium ion binding. Gene Ontology annotation, cellular component: catenin complex; adherens junction; plasma membrane. Gene Ontology annotation, biological process: multicellular organism development; homophilic cell-cell adhesion; calcium-dependent cell-cell adhesion. The transcript is spliced from 11 exons. The record is from RefSeq and is a predicted model, not a curated record. Lineage: Eukaryota; Metazoa; Chordata; Actinopteri; Anabantiformes; Osphronemidae. The coding region runs from base 352 to 2772 and encodes 806 amino acids.